AUGACUCUCGCACAAUACCAGCAGAUCUUGGCCGAUGGCCGCAUUGAGGUUUUAGCUGAACAGAACCGAAGGGGUAUUGUCCCUCCAGCUCCAGCCGUUUUGGGGCAACAUGUGUGGGUCCUCGCAGAAAGUGUUCCUGGUCAUCCUAUUGGGGAGCAAGUUGUGCCACCUGUUGGGCAUGCACGUGAAGGAGAUUAUGGGCUGAUGGUUUUUGCUGACAAUGAAGGUAAUAGUAGACCUGUUUUGAUUAGGCAAUUGGCGAUCGAGAACAUUCCAGCUUUUUGCGAAGAGCGGAUUGGUUUGGCACGGAGUUCUGAAGCAUUGGAGGGAAGUGACAAGUUUGCAUCAGAAGAUGUUCGUACUUUAGAAGUCAGAUAUGCAGCUUCUGGUGAGAGACAGCGCAAUUUCAAGGAGACCAUUGCGGAGAUGGUACAGGCUGAUUUUGAUGAUUUCCCCCUAGAGCCUAGGACGUCACUGUCCUAUUUGAGGGCAGUCUCCAGUGUGGCGGAGUCAGCCUUUGGCCAGCACCUGGGAUGGGUCUCCCAGUCCAAGAUUCCUGAUGGUGACAGGGCCAUCCAUGAGAAUGAGGUCUUGUCUAGGGCUUUGGACUUGGCGAUCACCUAUGAUUCCCUUAAUGUUUCAAACCUGACUAGUUUCGAGUUGCUGAUUCGGAGAAAGCAACUGUUAGCUGAAGCUCAUGCUUACAAUCCAUCGGCACCAUCAUAUGAAGGAGCAGAUCAUUUCUUGGGUACAUCGUAUAGACCCGGUGGAGCGAUCGUCGUCCCAGAGCUCACAGAACAUGUCUCACGCAAGCUGCAUCAGGAGUCACAGAUCUUAAAGGAGAAACGCAAGCAGGCUGAGAUGAAGGGCAAAGGCCCUGGGCGCGGUGGCAAACCAAGUGGCCCUCAAGCCAAGGCCAAACCAGGCCACGGUUUUUCGGGGAGCCUAGCAAUGGUGAGACAGUGGCGCAGUCGGAUUUUUCAUGAACCCUGCAGUGAUGGUAGGGCACGUGAUGUGCUUCCCUUACCGCUGUUAGAGGAUGUGGCGUCAGUGCAGGGUGACGUGUGUCGGGCGGUGCGAAGACGGAUCCUCCGUAAGUCCGCUGUUGUUAAGAUGGUGAACCGGGCCAUUUUUUCUCUGAAUUCGCUUUACAUGGGGAGGCAUUGGGAUGAAGGGAGAUGCAUUGCAAAGCUAGCAGAGCUUCCUUUGUCUCAGCAAGAGUGCAUUCGCGAUCUGAUCCGGAGAGUUGAUGCAUUUGGACCUAUGCCUUCUGGUGCAAGUCGCCGAGGAGCCCUUGAGGCGCUCCGGGCACCAUGCAAUGGGUAUUCCGAACCCAUUGCAGGAGUGGGAGAGGUGGCUAACAUGAAUUUGGAGCUACUAUCACUCCCUUCUGGUAGGGUCGCUGGUGUCAAUCUUUCAUCUGCCUUGGAACAACCCCUUAAGGAUAUGGUUGAUAGUUUCGAGGAUUGGAUGUUGCAAGAUGCAUCAACGUGGAGUUCUAUUUGCGAGCAUGCUCAUAAGAUCAAGCCUUACAAUGACCCAUCGCUGUCGGAUAGAAGCAAAUACCUUUCUUUCCUUGCUCAUUUGAAUGAAUGUGGCAUCUUGAGUCACACCACAUCGUGUAGGGGCAGGGUUGGUGCUUUUUGUGUUACCAAAAAACCAAAAGAGGUCAAUGGGAAGUUUGUAGAAAGACAGAGGCUCAUACUGGACUGCAGGCAGGUCAACCUUGCUUUUAGAGAACCGCCCAAAUGUGAGCUCGGCAGUUUAGCUGCAUUGUGCGAGGUGGAGCUGAAGGAUGGUGAGAGACUUUUCUGCGGUGGGUCGGAUAUUCAGGACUGCUUUUAUGCUGCUAAGAUUUCCGCAGAGCUCUCCAAUUUCUUUUGUCUUUGCCAUGAUCUCUCUCCAGAUGAAGCACGUUUUGUUUGGGGUGAUGAUUUUCCUUUCCCUUCGAACCGCUCUUCGGUGUCUCCAUGUAUCAAUGUGCUACCUAUGGGUUUUAGCUGGAGUUUUUUCCUCAUCCAAAAGUUGCACGAGCAGUCUGCAUUGAGAUCUUUGGGGGUGGGUCGUGAUCGUCUUAUUUUGGAUGGCUAUCCAGCACCAGUUUUGAGCCGUGAUGAUGCAGUUGCAAUGCCUUAUUGCGACAAUGUGCACAGCUUGUCUCUGUCCAGGACUGCAGCUGAUGAUAGCCUUCAGCGAAUGGAGGACGAUUUAGAAGGGAUGGGUUUUUCGUUGCAUGAGCAGGUUUCAUCCACGGAUUUCUUUCAAACUUUGGGUGGAAUAGUAGAUGGUGGCACUGGUCAGAUUCGUGCUACUCCAACUAGGGCAUGGAACAUCCUACUUGGCUUUGAGGAGGCCUUGGUUAGCAAAGUUAACUGGCAGUUUAUGCAAAAGCUUUUGGGGAUCGAUGGCGCUUCAAGCAUUUGGAUCCUGCAGAAUGGCGCCCAAGGCAGCGCUAUGCAGGGUCGCGCCUCCGCACCGAAGCCGAAGCGUGUGCUGAGAGGGGAGAGACUGGCGAAGAGUUCCCCGGUCAAAGCUCGAUCCUUGCAGAACCCAGCUGUUGUGGAGAACAAGAAGGAGCCCUCUUUGAAAAGGACCCUGAAUGGCACCACAGCCAAGAACAUGCAACCAAUGAAGAGACGGAGGAGGAGCCUGCAGGCAGUGGAUGGGCUGACUCAAGAGGCCAACGACUUAGCAGCUCGCAGCGGACUCAGCCGACUGGAGAGAAGGUCGGUUUCAAAGGUGGUAGAGAAUCAGUACGCCAUCCAUUACGAGAGGUUCAGAGCCUUUUGCCGGGAUUCCGGAGUGGAACAACCAGCAGACUGUCAGUUGGACUCAUUGCUGACAGACUUUCUGGAUCACAUCUUUUUGGAAGGGCGUCAUGUAGCAGACGGAGAAAAAACUAUGGCAAGUGUAGAGUACCAUCACCACAAAGUGAGAGGAAACCUCCUUCGCACUCGAAGGGCUCUGAGAGGCUGGCGCAAGGAAGCGCCUCCCCAGAGUCGAGUUCCCAUGCCCAUGUUGCUGGCGUAUGGUCUUGCCAUGGCCUUAAUGAGUCGCAGCCAAAAAGAAAUGGCUGUGAAAGUCAUCCUGGACUUCGACGCAUAUAUGCGUCCGGGAGAGAGCAUCGACCUGAAGAACAAGCACUUGGUCAGGCCGGUGAAGGGAGAUGUGAUUUCAACCAUGAUGAAGGGCAAGGACAAGGAGGCGAAGAUCUUCAGUUUUUCCAUGGAGGAGUUUCGCAAACAGUUUGGAGAAGUGUCAAAGAUUCUAGGGAUUCCCGGUCUCCACCCUUACCAACUCAGACAUGGAGGGGCAGCUCACGACCUGGCCAGCAAAGCCAGGGACCACGCCCAGGUCAAGGCCAGGGGCAGAUGGAGCACAGACCAGAGUGUGAGGCGUUACACCAAGACUGGAAAGAUUCAGACUCUUCUAGGACAGUUGUCAAAAGGAAGUCUGGAGUACUGUCGUUGGUCUCAGCGAAAUCUGAAGUCAGUGAUGAGCGGCCGCAUGCAGCCAAAGCCCGAAGGCUUCAUCCAUGGCAGGUGCCAAAGCCAUCAGUUCGCAGGUGCCACUUUAGCUCCGGCCUACGCUCCCAGCAGCCUGGACACCUGGCGCAGUGAUGCUCGGACUGGGGCUGCGGAUGCAAACUCGCUGUGGGAUGAUUCCAACGAGAGAAUCUUCCGGCGCGUGCGGCUGCCCAGGCUGCUCAGGCACCUGCCCGUGGAGCCUUUGGCAGCUUUCCUGGCCAGAGAUUCCCAGUUGGGACGGGGGUCGGCAAGACACCCAGCCUCACCCAACUCCUCGCCGAAGGUGAUGGGUCCGUUUCAGGGCCCAGACCGAGUCGAAUUCUGUGGCAACGCUAAGGCCAAAGGCCAGUGCCAGCAACACUUCCGACACUUCCUCCAGCCCCUCGGCCAAUCCUACAAGGUGUCCUCUACGUCACGCAUGAUCUCGGGCCAAAGAGCUGUGGAGGUAUCAGAAGUGCCUGGCAGUCCUGUGAGGACUUUUCGCGUGGUGACGCAUAGCCCUGUCUUGCCCUCCAGGACUUUGGCGGCACCAGUGAGGCAAGAUGCCAGUCCGACGAAGUCCUUGCUGCAUUUACACGGUGUCAAUGGUGUCAAUGGAGGAGAGGCGUUCGCUGGUGCUGGCUGGGAGAAAUGUGAUGAAGGCGGUUCUCACCGAGCCGGUGUUCUGCGUCGCCUUUGCAGCAGCAGUUACGACGUGGUGAACCAACGGGAAAACUACCGUUCUUCAACCAAGGCUGCAAAGACCACGAGCUGUUUCUCUGGACUCUUCAAACAUCAAGAUCCAGUGAAAAAAGUGGACGUGCUACUUGUGGGAGGCGGCAUCAUGAGUGCCACCCUGGGGCUGCUUCUGAAGCAGCUGGAACCCACUUGGAAGAUUGUCAUCGUGGAGCGCUUGUCCGAAGUGGCACAGGAGAGCUCCAAUGGUUGGAACAACGCGGGCACCGGCCAUUCGGCCCUUUGUGAACCAAACUACACGCCGGAGGCUGGCAAAAGUGUAGAUAUCCACAAGGCCGUCACUGUGAACGAAAAUUUCCAGCUCAGCCGGCAAUACUGGGCCUACUUGGCACAGAAAGGCUUGGUGAACCCCGACAAGUUCAUCAGCACCACGCCUCACAUGACCUUUGCGCAUGGGGAGGAGCAGAUCGCAUGGCUCAAGAAGCGUUUCAAAGCCUUGCAGGAUCAUCCGCUCUUCCAGGGAAUGGAAUACACCGAAGACCCUGCGACGAUGAAACAGUGGGCUCCAUUGAUGAUGGAGGGCCGCAAUGGCGAAGAAAGGUGUGCCUUCACUCGUGUGCCCUAUGGCACUGACGUGGACUUCGGUGAACUGACCAAGGAGCUGACCAAAGCCUUUGUCUCCUUGGGCGGCGAUGUUCAGUUGAUGACCGAAGUGUUUGACUUUGCCAAGGAUGAGAGUGGUCUGUAUGAUGAGACUUGGAUCGUGAAGACCAGGAAGACCAAGGGCUUGAGCAGAAAACCCACGCAGUACCGUGCCCGCUUCGUCUUCAUCGGUGCUGGGGGAUAUGCUCUGCCCUUGUUGCAGAAGACGCGCAUCCCCGAGAUCCGGGGCUUCAUGGGCUUCCCGAUCAGCGGCGAAUUCCUGGUGUGCCAGAACCCUGAUGUGGUGGAAAGACAUAGCAGCAAGGUCUAUGGCAAGGCAGCCAUUGGUGCACCUCCCAUGUCAGUGCCGCAUUUGGAUGCCCGGAAGAUCGGCGGGAAGCCGGUGCUGCUCUUUGGGCCUUUCGCGGGCUUCAGCCCCAGAUUUUUGAAGAGUGGUUCGUUGAUGGAUAUCUUCAAAUCUCUGAGGCUGCACAACAUCGUGCCCGCUGCAGUCGCGGGGCUACGAAACUUGGAUCUCUCGUGGUAUCUCGUCGGACAGCUGCUGUCGACCAAGUCGCAGAAGCUCGACGAGCUGAGAAACUUCGUGCCGGAGGCUGAGGCAGAGGACUGGAGUUUGGUGACUGCCGGACAACGUGUGCAGAUCAUGAAGAAGGAUCCCAAGAAGACAGGCGUGCUGCAAUUUGGCACUGAGGUCAUCAGCUCCGACGGCCUGGCUGGGCUGCUGGGCGCCUCCCCGGGCGCCUCCACGGCGGUGCAGGUGAGCUUAGAUGUGUUGGCGAGCUGCUUUCGUGACGACAUGGAAAGGUGGUCGCCGCAGCUGCUGACGAUGAUUCCGAGCUUCGGCUGUCGUCUCAGCGAGACACCCGGCCUGGCCGAGACGCUGCGACGGCGCACGGCACAGGACCUGAUGCUCUUUGAAGGAACCCUGGUGCUGGUCGUGGGCGGUGCUUGCCUGCGAGUUUGGUCCAUGGCAGCCAAAGACCUCCAGAGUUGUUGCCCCUGCUGUGGAGCUCUCUCAAAGGAGCUUCGGUUGUGGGGCAGUAGCUUUAUCUUCAUGGGAGGUCUUGGCAUCUUUGCCCUGGUCAUUGGCACAGCUCUCAACACGGACUCACUUGGUUCCCUGGCGACCGAGUUGGUGAUGGUGACACUAGUUGGCAUGUUGAUCACCGGAUGGAGUUACAGGGACCGUGCUGUUGUGUCGUUUGUGGGGGAGGUGCUCUCCAACUUUGGAAACUGUCAACUCCGAUAA
Messenger RNA from Cladocopium goreaui, 6114 nucleotides. The record is from the annotation of a GenBank genome assembly. NCBI's taxonomy places the organism in Eukaryota, Dinophyceae, Suessiales, Symbiodiniaceae.